Molecule: messenger RNA, 1922 nt
Organism: Notolabrus celidotus (New Zealand spotty)
Lineage: Eukaryota; Metazoa; Chordata; Actinopteri; Labriformes; Labridae
Gene: dio3a
Product: iodothyronine deiodinase 3a
Exons: 1
Molecular function (GO): thyroxine 5'-deiodinase activity
Source: RefSeq, a predicted model, not a curated record
CCUCCAAAACAGUGAAUAAUAGAAAAUACUUUUCUCAUUGAGAAUUAAUUGUGUUGCACAAGUGAAACUCUAGAUUCCCCUCACGUGAGCUAACAUAUGAACUGCUGUGACAUCGCAUGAGGACAGACAGUCCAGCGUUCACAUGUGUUGGAGGGAUCAGUUGAGGACAGUUUGGUUGCAGAACAGAGUCCUGUAAGUGGGGUGAAGGUAAUUGGCAUCUGCUACAAAAACCCUGUUAUCGCAACUGCGGCACACAAGUGUGCAGCUGCACCAAACUUGGACCCUCAUGCAAACACUUUUUAACAUUUUCUAAGAGCCCGAUGGUGCAAGAAUAUGACCAAGCGUCUCCAAAUAACGCGUCUCUGUGCCGCACCCUGUCCUGCACCCUUGGCUUUUGGCUGUAACUCAAAGCUGUGGAGUUGACAGAAGGUAAUCCCCACCAUGUGAGGCCUCGGCCCCAGUUUGGAGGCGGGGUGUGAUUCAUUCAAAUCUGCCGGUGCUAUAAAAAGAGGGGAAGUUGCAAGUAACCCAACUUCAACUCACAAGACCGUGGCACCGCACACAGACCACUUUGGCUGUCACUCCAGGUGAUGAUGAAUACCAUUAAAGCCAUUAAGAAUGCAUUAGUGUGUCUGGUCUUGCUGCCCCGGUUCCUCGUGGCAGCUGUCAUGUUUUGGCUGCUGGACUUUUUAUGCAUCAGGAAGAGGGUUUUCUUCAGGAUGAAGGAGCAGGAGGGCGAUGCCAUCGAUCCUCCUCUCUGCAUAUCAGACUCCAACCGUCUCUUCAGCCUAGAGUCCCUCAAGGCGGUGUGGCACGGCCACAAACUGGACUUCCUGAAGGCUGCGCAUCUCGGGCACGGUGCGCCCAACACUGAAGUUGUUCAGCUGGAGGAUCAGAAGCGCAGCCGCAUCCUCGAUUACGCAAAGGACAAGAGACCGCUCAUCCUCAACUUUGGCAGCUGCACCUGACCGCCGUUCAUGGCGCGGCUCAAGGCUUUCCAGGGAGUCGUGCAGCAGAACGCGGACAUCGCGGACUCUGUGGUGGUGUACAUCGAGGAAGCACACCCCUCCGACGGCUGGAUGAGUACAGACGCGCCCUAUCAGAUCCCCAAACACCGGUGUCUGGAGGACCGGCUGCACGCUGCGCAGCUGAUGCACCUGGAGGUGCCCGGCUGUCUGGUGGUGGUGGACAGCAUGGAGAACUUCUCCAACGCCGCGUACGGAGCUUAUUUCGACAGACUAUACAUCCUACAAGAGGGGAAGAUAGUGUACCAGGGGGGCAGAGGACCUGAGGGGUACCGGAUCACAGAGCUCAGAGACUGGCUGGAUCAGUACAGACAAAAAAUUGAACAACCCAAUAAUCGAGUUAUUAAUGUCUAGACGAAUCCUCCUCUUUUAGAGCUGCUAUGAAAACAAAUGCUGCAGAUAUUUUUCAGUAUUAUAACCUUUAUCAGAUAGAUUUUUCCGUCUAUAAUGUUGAAGUGUAUUUAUUUUGUAAUUUGUUUGGAUGUUAGACUCCUUCCUGUCUUACUGGAUAUCAAACAUCCUGUUAGGAUCCAUCCACAGAGGUUAGUUUCUAUGGACCUUUCAUUGUCUGUGAACAAAUGUAUUUUGUGCGUCAAAAGUUUUAUUUUUCUGUCUGUUCCUCGUGUGAUCGCGCCUGUGAGAAUCAGUCAGGAUGUGGAGAUGUGCGCAUCACUGUGCUCCUCAGUAUUGCUGUGAAGUUCGGUUUUUAAACGGGUUAAAUCCAUGGAACCGACACUGAUGUUUAUAAUACCGGAGAGCACAGUGAAGCUGCUGCUUCACUGUCUGCACGGCGCACACGUUUUUGUAAAUAUUGUUCCGUUUUAUGGAUAUAUUUUUUCAUAAUACUUUGAUCUACUUAUUGUAGGCCUGUUUUAAUAAAAAAAACACGUAAAUAAA